Pseudoliparis swirei is the source of this 1951-nucleotide messenger RNA. RefSeq names its product beta-carotene oxygenase 1 (gene bco1). The coding region runs from base 74 to 1660 and encodes 528 amino acids. Lineage: Eukaryota; Metazoa; Chordata; Actinopteri; Perciformes; Liparidae. Gene Ontology annotation, biological process: retinal metabolic process; carotene catabolic process. The record is from RefSeq and is a predicted model, not a curated record. The transcript is spliced from 11 exons. Gene Ontology annotation, molecular function: carotenoid dioxygenase activity; beta-carotene 15,15'-dioxygenase activity.
GUGGUUUGCGCUGUUGUUGACUGCAGUUUUGUUUGGACACCUCCUCGUGCUAUUCACUGCGCUUUCAGCAGACAUGACAUCCAACUAUUUCAAGAACGCGGAGGAGAGCCCGGAGCCCUGCAAGGCAGAAGUGAAAGGGAGUAUUCCCAGCUGGCUGCAAGGGACCCUGCUGCGCAAUGGUCCCGGUAUCUUUUCUGUGGGGGCCACCAGCUACGACCACUGGUUCGAUGGGAUGGCCAUCAUGAACAGCUUCGCCAUUAAAGAUGGUGAAGUGACUUACAGAAGCAGAUUUCUAAGAAGUGACACCUACAAAAGCAACAUGGAUGCAAACAGGAUCGUUGUGUCCGAAAUGGGGACAAUGGCUUACCCAGACCCAAGCAAGAACUUUAUUGUCAAGGCGAUAACCUUUAUCAACCACACAGUGCCCGACUUCACUGACAACGGCGCGAGCAAUUUCAUUAAAUACGGAAAGGACUACUACGCCACCUCAGAGACCAACUACAUCCGCAAGAUUGAUCCUGUGACACUGGAAACUCAGGACAAGGUGGACUACAUGAAAUACCUGCCGGUAAACUUGUCAACAUCCCAUCCGCACUAUGACAAAGAGGGCAACGCCUACAACAUCGGGACUUCAAUAGCAGACAAGGCCAAGACCAAAUACAUACUGUUCAAAGUCCCUGCUGUUUCAGAGAAAGACAAAGACCAGAAUGUCCCCGCACUGAAGAACGUGGAGGUGAUCUGCACAGUCCCCUGUCGCACCCUGCUCACACCCAGCUACUACCACAGCUUUGGCAUGACGGACAACUACUUCAUCUUCAUCGAGCAGCCUCUCAAACUGGACAUCCUCAAGAUGGCCACGGCGUACAUGAGAGGGGUCAACUGGGCGAGCUGCCUGAAGUUCUGCCCGGAGGAAAACACUCUGAUCCACCUGAUAGACAGAAAGACCGGCAAAGUGGUCGAGACAAAUUACUUCACUGGCUCGAUGGUCGUCUACCACCACGUGAAUGCUUUUGAGGAGGACGGUCAUGUGGUCGUCGAUGUCAUCGCCUACAAUGACAACGGCCUUUAUGACAUGUUCUACUUGAGCAAGCUGAUGGAAAACUCAGAGGGUCAGGGUGAUAAAUACUCCAGACCAGUCUACAAACGAUUUGUACUCCCCCUCCAGUCAGACAAGGGCGUGGCGGUUGGAGAAGACUUGGUGAAACUCAAGUACACGACCGCCAGUGCUGUGAAGGAGAAAGAAGGCAAACUGAAGUGUGAAGCGGAGGUUUUAUGUCGAGGUUUUGAAUUGCCCCGAAUGAAUUAUGACUUCAAUGGCAAGAAGCAUCAGUUUGUCUAUGGGAGCAAUGUGGAGGAUUCUGCUCUGACAAACAAGCUCGUCAAGUUCGACGCAGACACCAAGGAAAGGGUUUACUGGAGUGAAGACAACUGCUUGCCAUCAGAGCCUGUGUUCAUCCCCAGACCAAAUGGAGAGUCAGAAGAUGACGGUGUUGUCCUGGCAUCAGUUAUCAGCACCGAUGCAGGCCUGUCUGGUUUUAUCUUGAUUCUUGACGGCAGAACGUUCAAAGAAGUAGCUCGAGCAUACGUGAACAAGGGGCUCCAGAUGGACAUGCAUGGUUUUUUCAUCCCACACGAAAAUUCGUCAGUUGUUAACAUGUAAAACGUUGCUGUGUGGCACAGGAAUCUAUUUUAAAACUCUACUUAUUGGCUGCCUCAUCUCUGUUAUAAUUACAGGAUAGUGUCUAAAACUAAUUUGUAUUGGCCUGUUUAUUCAAGAAAAGAUGCAGAUUCCUUAAUUUUUUUGCGUGGAUCAAAAUGUUGUUUAUGCAUGUGUAUAUAUAUAUAUAAAUAUAUCGCUAUUUGAUAUGUAGUCCACAUUAUUGUAUUGCUAAGAGAUCAUUAUAUUUGUGCUUCUCCUUCUCGUGAAAAAAUAAAAUAUGUCCAUUUUUAA